AGCUAGCAGCGUCCCUGCUGCUCCGCGCCACACCUCUCCGCUUCAUUCCUAUCCGUCUCCCCUGCUCUAUCGUCGUCCUCCUCCGUCGGGCCGGAGGAGCGUCUCUUUGUCGGCGCAGCGUGCAGAGCACCGCAGAUUCAGAGACACGAUGAUGUCGCGACAGUGUGCAAACCGCAUCUUUCUUACCGGAGGUUCCAGCUUCCUCCAUGGCCUCAAAUCUAGAGUUGCAUCCAGUAGGAGUCACGGCACCGUCAGACUCAACUGGCGCUGCGUGAGAACUAAUCUCUGGAGGGCCGAGCGCCUUGGUGUCAAGGCUACUCCGUCUGAGCAUAUCAUUGCAGUACUGCAAGCGUCAGAUAUUUUCAGUGGCAUCAGGAAAUGGAGCAAGUUGCAAUUGGUCGCCAUGACAGGGGUGAUGGCAUGUGUAGUUCUGGUAGUCCCUUCUUCUGAUGCAGUCGAUGCUCUCAAGACAUGCACUUGCCUGCUAAAGGAAUGCAGAAUAGAGCUGGCUAAAUGCAUAGCGAACCCAUCCUGUGCAGCAAACGUAGCAUGCUUGAACACGUGCAACAAUCGACCUGAUGAAACUGAAUGUCAGAUAAAAUGCGGAGACCUGUUUGAGAACAGUGUAGUCGAUGAAUUCAAUGAUUGUGCUGUUUCACGCAAGAAAUGUGUUCCAAAAAAAUCCGACGUCGGCGAGUUCCCCGUCCCCGAUCCAUCUUCGCUGGUUAAGAGCUUCAACAUGGCAGAUUUUAAUGGCAAAUGGUACAUUUCAAGUGGCUUAAACCCGACGUUUGACACAUUCGAUUGUCAGCUUCACGAGUUUCAUGUCGAGGGAGACAAAUUGAUCGCGAACAUCACAUGGAGAGUCCGCACCCCAGACUCUGGCUUCUUUACCAGGUCAACCGUGCAGCGUUUUGUGCAGGACCCAUCGCAGCCCGGCAUACUCUACAACCAUGACAAUGAGUUCCUGCACUAUCAAGAUGACUGGUACAUUAUCUCAUCCAAGGUUGAGAACAAGGAUGACGACUACAUAUUUGUGUACUAUCGUGGGCGAAAUGACGCAUGGGAUGGUUAUGGUGGUUCUGUAUUGUACACAAGAAGUAAAACUGUACCUGAAACAAUAAUACCGGAGCUGGAAAGAGCUGCAAAGAGCGUAGGUCGGGACUUCUCGACGUUCAUCAUGACCGACAACACCUGUGGUCCUGAGCCUCCUCUUGUGGAGAGAAUCGAGAAAACUGUGGUGGAAGGAGAGAAGACCAUCGUCAGGGAGGUGAAGGAGAUCGAGGAGGAGGUUGAGGAGCUGGAGAAGGAGGAGGCGUCACUGUUUCAGAAGCUGGCAGAAGGUCUCAUGGAGGUGAAACAGGAUUUCAUGAACUUCUUGCAGGGGCUGAGCAAGGAGGAGAUGGAGCUGUUGGAUCAGCUCAACAUGGAAGCGACUGAAGUUGAGCAAGUCUUCAGCCGUGCACUACCGUUGAGGAAGCUAAGGUAGCUGCAGAGCAAAGGACUUGGAGAAAACAAGCCAUCAAGUACUGGCCGAAACGGAUUCUAUUUGCCACAGCAGUACCCACAGUAGAGAUUGUUGAACAGAUACAACAAACAUUUUUAAUUUUCUUUUCUUUUUCUUUUCUUUUCUUUUCUUUUCUUUGUUUACCCUUUUCUGUGGUCAAAACACAUGCCUACGUUAGCCCUAUUUGUAAAGCAUCAAGAGACAACGUAACUUUUUCUUGCCAAACAGAGAAAAAAAACAAGUGUACUUAAGAC
Molecule: messenger RNA, 1761 nt
Organism: Zea mays
Lineage: Eukaryota; Viridiplantae; Streptophyta; Magnoliopsida; Poales; Poaceae
Product: violaxanthin de-epoxidase
Biological process (GO): xanthophyll cycle; chlorophyll metabolic process
Cellular component (GO): chloroplast
Molecular function (GO): violaxanthin de-epoxidase activity
Source: RefSeq, marked validated